UCUUUAAAGAGGAGAGAGGACUGUACCAGGACAAGGUGUUCUGCUUCAUCCAUCUGAGUGUUCAGGAGUUUCUGGCUGCUCUUCAUGUCCAUCUGACCUUCAUCAACUCUGGACUCAAUCUAAUGGUAGAAGAACAAACAACCUCCAAGAAGUCUGAAACAAGAGAAUCUGCAGAGAAACACUUUUAUCAGAGUGCUGUGAACAAGGCCUUACAGAGUCCAAAUGGACACCUGGACUUGUUCCUCCGCUUCCUCCUGGGUCUUUCACUGCAGACUAGUCAGUGUCUCUUACGAGGUCUCCUGACACAGACAGUAAGUAGCUCACAGACCAAAAAGGAAACAGUAAAGUACAUUAAGGAGAAACUCCAUGAGAGUCUGUAUGCAGAGAAAACCAUCAAUCUUUUCCACUGUCUGAAUGAACUGAAUGAUCAUUCUUUAGUGGAGGAGAUCCAACAGUACACAAGUUCAGGACGUCUCUCCUACGAUAGAAUUUCUCCUGCUCAGUGGUCAGCUCUGGUCUUCAUCUUACUGUCAUCAGAAAAAGAUCUGGAUGUGUUUGACCUGAAGAAAUACUCUGCUUCAGAGGAGGCUCUUCUGAGGCUGCUGCCAGUGGUCAAAGCCUCCAACAAAGCUCUUCUGAGUGUCUCUAAACUCUCAGAGAGAGGCUGUGAAGCUCUGUCCUCAGUUCUCAGCUCCCAGUCCUCUACUCUGAGAGAGCUGGACCUGAGUAUAAACACCCUGCAUGAUUCAGGAGUGAAACUUCUGUGUGCUACAGUGGAGAGUCCAGAGUGUACCCUGGAAACGCUCAGACUGAGUCUUUGUAAUUUGUCAGAGAGAAGCUACGAAGCUUUGUCCUCAGUUCUCAGCUCCCAGUCCUCUAGUCUCAGAGAGCUGGAUCUGAGUAACAAUGACCUGCAAGAUUCGGUAGUGAAGCUGCUUUCUGCAGGACUGAGAAGUCCACACUGUAAACUUAGACUGAGUCACUGUCAGAUCUCACGGAGAAGCUAUGAAGCUCUGUUCUCAGUCCUCAGCUCCAAGUCCUCUAGUCUGAGAGAGCUGAACCUGAGUAACUCUGACCUGCAGGAUUCAGGAGUGAUGCUUCUGUCCUUUGGAGUGAAGAGUCCACAUUGUAAAAUGGAUACUCUUAGAGAUCAACCUUUCACAGGUACAGAUGUUGCAGCUGUGGCCAAGUACUUGUGUGCAGUCGAGGCCGUGCUGCAUGUUUGGAACAGCACUCCAAUGGACAGACCUCUGUACUGAUGGUGGGCUCUGCUCUGUAUCCACCACACUGUUCUCAGCUGAGUCUUCCUCCUGUACACACUCUGAUGAAGCAGCCAAUAGGGCCAACUUUUUCUCUGGUGGCUCGGAUGUUGUUGCUUCCACAGGUUUCUCUCCAACAACCCUCCGUUCCUUGAGUAAGUUGGUGACUGAGGCCAAAACUUCAGCCCUCUCAGAUCUGGAUAAACACUUGAGGUCCUUGAAUUUGGCUUCAGUGCAGCAGCAAUUUUCAGAUAUACAAAUGUCCACUCCAGCUGUAGUUGCCAUGGCAACCUUGGUGUUGUGAGGACGUUCCUGAGCGGCUGCUUGUUUCUGCAGAUCAUGUCCAGAGUGGAUGGAAGUCCAUCUGGUUGGACUGUCUUGUAUUAGUGACUUUUUCUUUUGUCCAUGUUCAAUUUGUUGCUGUUCUAAUUCUGCAGCGUUUGCUGGACUGUGUUUAAAGUGGCCCACAACCUUUGUGCACUUGGCCAGGACAUUGUCAAACUCACUGUUCUGCAGAGAUACUGUGACAGAACGCUGGAGAACGUGCACGAUGCAGGGACGUGUUCAAAGGCAGACGUCUGGCAGCAACCAUCAUAUUUCUUGCACUAUCUGUACUGAGUGGGCUGACUUUAUUUCAAA
Oreochromis niloticus (Nile tilapia) is the source of this 1898-nucleotide messenger RNA. Its product is annotated as NACHT, LRR and PYD domains-containing protein 3-like. Lineage: Eukaryota; Metazoa; Chordata; Actinopteri; Cichliformes; Cichlidae. Gene Ontology annotation, molecular function: protein binding. The coding region runs from base 123 to 1259 and encodes 378 amino acids. The transcript has 5 exons. The record is from RefSeq and is a predicted model, not a curated record.